Molecule: messenger RNA, 3902 nt
Organism: Prinia subflava (tawny-flanked prinia)
Lineage: Eukaryota; Metazoa; Chordata; Aves; Passeriformes; Cisticolidae
Product: basic proline-rich protein-like
Exons: 1
Coding region: 1087-3174 (695 amino acids)
Source: RefSeq, a predicted model, not a curated record
GUAGAAAGACCUUACAAAUGUAGUGGUUUAGAUUCUGGGAGUCUGAGUUCAACAAGCGAGAUAGAAAUGAAAGCAUGCUUUGAGAUUUAGGGUGUGGGGUGCAGGGCCAUCAGCUUGUGAGCAACGACCUGCUAAGCUGAGGGCCAGCCCCCUUGAUUAAACAAUAUACUUCUGCUAAGCUGAGGGACAGAUCGUUUGAUUAAACAAUCCCCUUCUGCUUGCCUUGGGUGGUGGGACAUUUCUAUUGGCUGUAUAUGUUGUCAUCUUGUAUUAGAUUGGUUAGUCCAACUCAUACUCUUCAACUUAGAAAGAUAUUUAAUGUGCGGGAUUUGGGGCUCUCUCUCUCUCGGCUCGGUUCGCUGUUCCUGCUCUCCUGGCCUGCUUUAGCUGUGCCCAGCAGCUACAAGCAAGGCCUUCACAAUAAACCACGUGAUACCCCUGCACAUUGCUUAUAGAGAUACUUUGUCGCCGAUUCUACCGUCACGGGAACUCUCCUUCAAUUGGCGCCCAGCCGUGGAUGAACGACUGAUCCAGCCUUUUCCACCCGUAGGAGAUUGCUCCAUGGACGGUAACUAAAUAACCAGUUUUAGCCACCUGAAAGUGUCGCGAGCACAGCUUAGGGCUGCAGCGCAGCACCAUAGCUGGAGCUCUUAAAAUCUGCCGAGGUACACCUGGAGCACGGGAAGCUGUUACUGCCGUAGCAGCCUCCUCGAGCUCUCAGGGGAAUCUACCUGGCAGUCCUCGAGCACGGGGCCGCCGCUGAGCAGCGGCUCCUUGGAGCUCUCCUGAGGAUUUGCGUAGCUACCCUCGAGCCCUGUCUCGCCGUUGCUGGCAGCGGCGUGCCGGAGCUCUGCUGAGGGAAUCUGCUACGUGUCAGAGCACACGCGAGUGUUGCUGAAAGCACCGCCCGCACUACAGCUCUGAGUGGGACGUCCCCAGCACGGCAAGCCGAAGCCAGUGCUCUGAAGAGGGACGUGAAGCAGCGUCCACGCCGACGGGAGUGCCCGGCCAGCACUCCCACGCCGUUCGAGCUAAGGACCUUGCUUUGGCGACACACAGGUGAGAAAAAAAAAAAUCAGUCUAAUAAUGGGGCAAUCACACUCUACCGGUGAUAAAUAUCUUUAUAAGCAACUAAAGCAUUUAUUGUACUCUAGUCAAAGUAAGUUACCAAAAGAAGAGCUAAAAAACCUCUUAGAAUGGACUUUGAUUAAUUUCCCAAAUGUUGACCGGUCAGCUGUAUUCACCAAAGAAUUUUGGGACACAGUUGGAAUUAAGCUCUUUAAUAACAUUUCCCGCCGUGAUUUCGCGGCCGGUGAGCUCGUCCCAGCCUGCAGGGCGCUUGUAGAAAUCCUUGCUGCGAAGGAGCGACCCGCGGUAGCUGCUUUGAAGAACGCCGUUCCCGCCGCGAGUUUGCAGCAGGACACGCCCACCGCCUUCCAGCCGAACCUCGUGGCUCCGGUACCCACCAUCCCGCUAGCCCCUGCCGCCCCGUCCCCUCUCCCCGCGGCCCCUAGCACCCCACCUGCCCCCACUACCCCCCCCUCCACCCCGAUCCGCGCCAUCCCGCUGCUCCCUGCUGCCCCGGCUCCCGCGGUGUCGGCCCCCGGUUCCACCGGCGUUGUCGCGGUCCCCCUCCUCACUUCUGCCCCAGCGAGCCCGCCCACCGCCGUCCCUGCGCCCCUAUCAGCCCCUCUAAGUCCCGCCGGGCUGGCCGCUUGCCCCUGCCCACGCACGUGUCUGCCAGCUGCUGUCGUCCCACCUCCCCUGGCCGCGGCCUCAACCACCACGUGUCCCCCACGGCGCCACGCCGCUUCCCCUCCCCCAGCGCCCCCUAUGCCCGUGCCCGCUGCUCCCUUUGUCCCCCUCGGGGCUCCUACGCGGUUCCCGGGUCCAGGCGUUGCGGCGCGGUUCCCCUGUCACGGUGUACCGCCGAGGUUUCCGUGCCCCGGCGUGCCGGCAGAGCUCCCUUGUCCCGGCGCUGCUGCGCGGGACCUCGUAGAAGCUGCGCUGAACACCGCAGCCCCAGCUGCGGCCGGUGCCCCGGCGCACCGCCCUCCGCCAGCCCCGGUACUCGCCGCGGCUGUUCCCGUGUUGGAAACGGCGCCCUCCCCCCUUCCCGCCGCCGCUCCGGCCCGACCCCCCGGUCCCGCCGCCCCAGCGGCUCCGCUCAUGCCCGCACGGACCCCUACGCCUGCGGCCGCCGCGCCCAGAGCCGUGCCUCCCUCCGCGCCCGCAGCGGCAGCCCAGCCUCCCGCCCCCGGUCCCCCCGGAGCGCCUCCGUUGUUCGCCGCGCCGCCGCUGCUCGCCGUUCCGUCCCGGGCCGUGCCGGCUCCGCCGCAGCCCUCUGCGGCUGAGCUGCUGCGUGGAGUCGCCCCGCCGCUUCUUGCCACCGCCGAUGCCCCGUUCCCGCCCGCGGCCGCGCUGCCCCCCGCGCCCCCAGUCCCGGCUGCGGCGCUGAUGGACACAGACAGGCAAGCCCUGCCUAGCACGUGGGCCAUUGUCCCGCAUCACGCGGAACCGCUGGAGUGGCCCGCGCAUGCGCAGUUACCGCUUCCCUGGAACCAGCACACCCCGCCUCCGCCCCCCGCAGCCUUUGCCGCGGCUCUGACACAGCCUGCCGGUCCCGACCCGCCUCCGCCUCCCGCAGCCUUUGUCGCGGCUCUGACACAGCCUGCCGGUCCCGACCCGCCUCCGCCUCCCGCAGCCUUUGCCGCGGCUCUGACACAGCCUGCCGGUCCCGACCUGCCGCCUGCCACGGUGCAGCCCCACCCGGCAUCCCUGUGCCCGCCGCCCCCAUGCCAGGCUGCACGGCCGCCGCCGCCACCAGAGCCGAUAUUCGCAAUUCCAGAACUGUAUCCAUCCGCGCCGCCAGCCCGGCCAGUUCCUGCUCCGACAGCCCCAGCUGCAGCCUCUCCGCAAAUAAUCCCUCCCGCAGCUCGGCCCGCCACGCCACCACCACGGCACCAGCACACGGCACCCACGCAUCUGCAGCCCCCAAACAUCCCUCCGCCGCCACCCGCCGAGUCCACAGACGACACCACUACAGCCGAUUCCUGCACCGCUUUGGACGCAUCCUUCUGCGCCACCCUCUCUGCCAUACGCCGCCGUCCCGGGCACAGCCACAUCUUUGAGAGACCCCUCACCACCGCACGACCCUGCCCAGCUAACAGCUGAUGUGCCUUCACUGUCAGCUCCUCUGCCUCCGAUGCCUGCUGCCCUACCCCAGCCACCGAAUCUCCUCGGUCACCCAGCUGCGUUCCCGCCCUCCGCACCCCUAGCACCAAAUGAGACUUCAUUGUAUCACAGCUCGUCCAUACAGUCCCAGCCAAACACACAAACUGUGCAACGAAAAGGGGGAGAGUGGAAUACAACAGCUGCUUCAAUGAAUACAGGACAGACAGAGAACUAUUUUGUCCCUGCAAAUGACAACCCUUUGAUUCAAAUACAAGAGAACCCUGAAAAACAACUAAGUCUGUUCCCAAACAGCUCUACAGGCCCCCCUGUCCCUGUGUUUGGGACAGACUUCUCAACCCAAAAUGAGACAUUAAACCCUGAUUAUUCACUAACAUCAAUCCCAAAAGUACAAAACCCCCAGAAGUGCUUCGACAAUUCCCAGUUCACAGACUGGCAUGAAGUCAAACGCUUGAUUUGCAAAGAGGAAAGUCUGAAUCCUCUAGCUAUGCCUGUGCUAUUCAGCCAGCAAGCCGAAGGUCCAAGAACAUGGACAGCUAUCCCACCUCAUGAAAUAAAAGAACUACGAAAAGCAGUGAAAGACAGUGGCAUUUGCUCACCCUAUUUUAAACAAUUGCUUAAAAGUAUGAUAGAAGAACACACACUGACACCAAAUGACUGUAAAAAUCUUGCCAGUGUAAUUCUCACAGAUUCACAAUAUAUGCUGUGGG